GUCAUUGUUCCAGCAGCUUUUGUAUGGUUUGGCUUACCGCAGCUGGUUUGUCACAGAUGAGGUGGAUGCRGAGGGAACCGAGCCAAAAGAGAGGAGUUGCAUAAUGAUCCAAACCCAGUUCUACUUCAGUAAUCUCAGCAGCUCCUAUAACAUCCUCCAAGACUGUGGCAACUGCUCCAGGCUAAUUCACGCCAAGAGAAUAAACAACACCAACUUGRUGUUUGUGGUAGCAGAGAAGCUGCCGUGCACCACCUGUGAGARAGAGAAGCUUUCCCAAGAAGAAGAGGAGUUCAUGGAGGAUAAUCCGUGUGAAGAAAUUAUGGUGGCACGCUAUCGAAAAGGACCCUUCACCUGUUUUGACAAUAACGAAAAUGAGAACACGUCGGACUGUGGGAGAGGUCAUUCCUUCCGUCCGCCUCUCUUUGCUUUAUUGCUGUUUCAGCUGCUUCUGCUUUAUCCGUCCAUCAGCCCCUACGUUCACUCACUAUUACAUUAACUCCACUCUCCCACAGUUAUCCUCCUUUUAGCCCUCCUGAGCCUCUGUCCUGUCCCGAAACCCCUCCAUCUCCAACCACAGUCUCCUACACCCCACCGGUUCAUAUAGUGGGACUUCCCAUCACAGCAAGUUGGAAGCCCCUAGUAACAGACUACCAAGCUCAAGAUGUUUCUGAGCCGGACUCCUCCUCCUCCUCCUCCCKUCUAAACCACACGGACCAUCAGAGGCAACUCCAAUAAGAGAGAGCAACCCCUCCUUUCAUGGCCACCCCAACUCCACGUCCACCCAGAAAAGGGAGGGGGAUUAGGACAGGUUCUCCCACCUUAAAAAAACAAAACAAAACUGGAGAUUCGAGGUCAUCUGUCCGCCUCUACCUCCUCUGACGGCAGGACUUUUUCCUCCUCUCUGUCCUUCAUCUCAGUCUCUCACCAUCUGCCUCUCGCAUACAGUCGUGGAUCAUUCAGCCAGUUCUAGCASCAUAGAAGACAAAACAAAAAACAAAAAAAUAACACCAAACUGUCAAGUAUACAAGCGGUUAUAGGUUUUCUUGCAGAAGUGAUGAGUAUUCCAAACAUACAGUGUAUUUAGGUUUUAAUUUGACAAGUGUUUAAAAAAAGACAAUUUGUGCGCUAUAUCUACUUGCCAAAACGAGAAAUACCUUCAUGCGGUGUUAUUUUUAUAGCCAAAAACACAAAGAGGAAGUGGUUUUAGAUUUAGGAUAAAAUCAUGAGAGGAAGAGGAGACACUCAGCAGCUGAAUUCUGACUCAUUUUGUGCAGCAUCUAAUUACAGAUUAACGCUUAAAAAAAAGAGGUCCACUGGGGAUUAUUGUAAUUAUGUGAUGGUAAUCAUAUUUCUUGAAGUGUUUUCUCUCGUAUUUACUCUUAAAACGCCGGGGUGUUUUCUGGCUGUAAAAUCGGAAUCAGUGCUCAGCUGCUGCAGGAACAUUGUUGAUGUCGUGUAGUUUUCUCUUUUACGAUCGACCAUCCUGACCUCGAGUUUAAACUGAUGUUAACGGAAAAAAAAAAAUCUAAUCAAAUAAAAAAAUAGAAACUCACCUCUGCCAAUCCUCACAAGGCUUCUUCACCGAUGUUCCUAAUCACYGCUGUCGUCGAUGUGCUUUGGUCGUGUCGCACACGAAAACCUCGCUGAAGUUCCAGGGGAGGUUUAUUUGUUGUUGCUCUCUUUGGGAGGGGCCAAACACGUUUUAUUUUAGUUUCAGUUUUUCUUUGUGGGGGGGGGGGGUCUCUUACUCUUUUCUUUUUGACUGAUGCUGUUUUAACUCCAAAAACCAUCCGCUGCUGGGGGAUAGGGGCUUAUCGACAUUUUCAGCUAUGGCGCAAAAAGAGGGGGGCCAGUAAAUACGGGGGAUCAGUAACCGUCACAGUCACAGUUGGUCAUUUAUUAUUUGCAACGUGUGGAAAGUUUGAGUUUUAGACUCCCAUUUUUUUAGGAGCCACUCUGUUUCAUAGUGCCUUGACGCACUUUGUUUUCGUACACAUCGGCUGUGUAUUAGUAGAGCUACUGUAUAGUACCUUUAUAAAGCAGCCAUGUUUGAGGCUUUGGACGCUACAGGAGACUAAAAUAGCUUUACAUGAGCCAUCGCAUUAAUCGGCUCACAGUUUAAUGUAUUUCCUCCCUCUAGGCUGUCGCUGCUGUUCUCCUCCGGAGCCUCCUGUCUGCCGCCGUAUAGAGCUACUACACCGUUCCUCUACAGAACCAUGUAUAGAGCUACGAUACACUGUCAGUAUACAGCGACUUAAACAGGCCAUAGAGUGUUUCGUUUGUUCUUUUAGGGCCACCUGACUGCUACUGCUCUGCCUGGUUUCUGUGUGUGGAUGUGUUUAAAAAGCCCUCAGAGAAAACAUUUAAAAAAAGAGUUUGAAUGUGUGUGUGUGUGUGUGUGUGUGUGUCCGAGUGGGUGUCAUAGUCUUGUUGUUGUGGUGGAGAAAAGGGGAUGUGAUUUAAAACAAAACGAUCCACCUAUGUAUCGGUCUACUUACGUGUUGAUCUAGAGGAGAACAAGUGGAAGAAUGUGUCAGUGUUUUCUGUUUGAAUAGUUAUCAAAGCCUCUUUAAAUGCCUUAGUGUUACUCGACGCAGAGCUCUGAUACCCCCACAUGUACCCGCCGCCGCACCCCCCUCUUGUUUUUCACCUCAAACCAACCUUGAGGCACUCCCUUUUCUGGCUUUUCUUGGUGUUACGCAGUGAAAGUACAGUGAGCUCCAGUCGUAUUUUCUCUUUUCRUUCUUUCCCACAUCUGAGCCCAGUAUUGAUUGAUGCCUGUUUAAUUAAAUGCUUUGCGAGCGGGUGGGAGUUUUUUCCCGUUUUAAAAGCCUCUGACCUUUUGGUGUUCACACCCACUCAAAAAAAUAAAUAAAUAAAUAAGUAAAAAACCUCACUGUACAGCUCAGGUGGGAAUGACUCGCGCAAACAAAUUUGAACCUUACACUCUGUACAGUCGUCGAUGUGACAAAUCGUGCUGGCACAGGAACUGCAGCUCAGGUCUCGACAAGCCUGAGGAGAGCGAAACGUUUAAAGAGAAGAGACUGUUAAAUUUAGGAUUUCAAAUUUGGCUUUUUUAUUUAUUUAUUUAUUUUAUUUUUUUUUAUUUUUUGCGGCGUCGUUUGGAUGCUGGAUGCAGUUUGACUUUUCUAGCAUUUGUUUGUCUCCGUCCUGUGCCAUUAUUCUAAUUAUUAUUUUGAAAUGUUUUUUUUAUUAUUAUUAUUUCCACUGUCUGUAAAUGAACGCUACACGUGCCUGUGGAAAUGUAACUCCCUGCAACUUCCUCUUUUUUCCUGGAUCUGUACGGUUUAUCACUAAGAGAAAAAAAGUAUAUAUAUAUAAAGCUACAAUUUGUGCACCUGCAGGAAGACAUUAUGCACGCACACACCUGUAAGCAAACAUGUAAUGGCACUUAUUUAUGCCCAGCUGGGAGAUUUCAAACACAGAGCGGAAGUAAGGUGAGGGACAUCGCUCCCCAGGUGGGUUUUUUCUUUUCUCUUUUUUUUUUCAGUGAACAGGUGGGAUUUUAGAGGCAAGCUCAGGGAGUGGGUCUCCACAGAGCAGCUAAACUCACAGACAAAUCGUACACGCUCUGUUUUGACAGAUUUACUUUUUGCCAAAAACAAAAGAUUAAAAAAUAUAUUUAAAAAAAAGUUGGGGUGUGAAAAAAAAAUUGGUCCAGCUUGGGGAUAAAAGGGAGGGGUCAUUUUAAAAUAAGUACAGGAGGGGUUUUAAUGAAGCGCCCCCCUCCUCUCCCGACCCUCGCUGCCUCUGUGUUGGUGCGUCUCUGUGGGAAAGACGUGUGAUUCUGUAGUCUGUAGUCUGGUGCUAUGUGAUCAUGUUUGACAAGUGUGUUGGGAGAAAAAAAAAGAAAGAAAAAAAGCUUCAAAAACAGCAACAUUUAGAGAAAAAAUACAAUAAACCUGUCAAACUUAAAAGUGAACAAAAAAAUAUCUAGGAAAACAGCACUCUUGGUAAGUUUAAGAAAUGUAUUUUUAUUUAUUCGAUUUGAUUUUUUUAAUUCUGUGUGGGUGUGAAUGUUUGUUUGCGUGGAAGUUUUAGCCUCUUCUCCUUUUUUUUCCUUUUUUUUUUGGGCACCGAUCCAUGUCGCUCCAUUCUUUUGUACAGAUGAAGCUAAAAGAAGAAAGAAAAAAAAAAGAAGAGGGCAAAAAUUUGUAAAAUAUCGUGUCUGUGACUCCUUGUAAAAUAUUUUCAAAUUGUUUAUUACAGAGAAUCAGUUAUUAAAUAAUGUUCAUAUUUUUCACUUCA
Austrofundulus limnaeus is the source of this 4269-nucleotide messenger RNA. RefSeq names its product voltage-dependent calcium channel subunit alpha-2/delta-2. Lineage: Eukaryota; Metazoa; Chordata; Actinopteri; Cyprinodontiformes; Rivulidae. Gene Ontology annotation, molecular function: voltage-gated calcium channel activity. Gene Ontology annotation, cellular component: voltage-gated calcium channel complex. The record is from RefSeq and is a predicted model, not a curated record.